Molecule: messenger RNA, 1963 nt
Organism: Bombus huntii
Lineage: Eukaryota; Metazoa; Arthropoda; Insecta; Hymenoptera; Apidae
Gene: rnh1
Product: ribonuclease H1
Exons: 8
Coding region: 828-1673 (281 amino acids)
Biological process (GO): DNA replication, removal of RNA primer
Molecular function (GO): RNA-DNA hybrid ribonuclease activity; nucleic acid binding; magnesium ion binding
Source: RefSeq, a predicted model, not a curated record
UAUACUUGCAAUUAGUUAAUAUUUCGGCUAAAUUUUGUAUACGCACGUUUCUCCCAGCAAAACUGCCGAAGGAAGAAAUGUGUAUAUAAUUCGACCGUUUGGAUAUUGGAGGCGGUAAUGCAUGGAUCGUAUUUUUGGCUAAAUUCUCGCAUGCUAAUUGGCGAUAUCCCUACUCAUCUUUGCUUUAAAUUACGGGAAAAGGUUAGAUAAGUUGUGUUGAUACGUAAUCAAUCCCAGAGAAUGACAAAAAAAGUAGAAGAGUAAGAAGUACGAAAACUUACAGUAAUAAUUACAGUAAAGUUAAUAUAAUAAAAUAAUAAUUUAAAUUUGAGACAAAGAAAAGAACAUUUCUAUUUGACACAUAUAUAUCGAAAAAUGUAUGGUAUUUAAAGUAAAUAGUAAUAAGAUUAAAUGUUAGAUUUUGAAUAUACUAUUAAAAUCUCAAGUAAACAAGCGAGAAAGAAAUGAAGUUGACUUAUAUUAUUAUUAGAAGCAUAAGCAAAAGGCAGCAAUGUAGAAUACAUUAGCGUAUUCUGUUUUUACCAAAAUUUGAUUUAUUCUGUCUUUUACCCGUCCACUAAAAAAAGACAGGUCUGGGCACUCGCUAGAGGAAAGUAUAUCUCUAGGCCUCUAGGUGAAGCCAAAACAAUGUAAUGUUUAACAAAAGUUAAUAAUUAAUUUAUAAAGUUUAUAUGGCCAUGCAUGAUUAUGUACAAAUAGGAAUAAUUUACUGUGUAUAUGUGAAAUAUUUCUCUCUAAAUGUGCGAACUUUCAUAAAAUCAGUUAAUAUAUAAACAGUAUUCAUCAUAAAUUAAUUGUACAAUUAAAUGACAGUAAUCAGAUUUGAGUAUUUGGCAACUAUAUUAAAAAAUAUGACCACCAAAUAUUAUUAUGCAGUAGCCAAAGGUCGUAAACCUGGGAUUUAUCAUACUUGGCCUGAAUGUCAUGAACAAGUGCUUCGUUUUUCUGGACCUGUAUUUAAAAAAUUUAAAACAGAAACAGAAGCACGCAGCUUCAUUAAAGAAUAUGAGAAAGCAAAUAAAGAAAAUGACGUGAAAGAUGCAUUACCUAUAAUUGGUAAAAGACAACAAAUACAAAUUGACAAAGGUACAGACUCUGAUACCGGACAAUCAAGUUCAAAAAGGCUAAAAACGAUAAGUUCAACAAAAUAUGAAAAUAUACGGAUAGAUAAAAAUUUAACUCAAAAUUUCAUUGUGGAUGGCGAUGGUUUUGUCAAUGUAUAUACGGAUGGUGCAUGUACUGGAAAUGGGAGAAAAGACGCAAAGGCUGGUAUAGGUGUUUGGUUUGGUGACAGUCAUCCUCUAAAUGUAUCAGAAGCUGUUGUUGGUCGAGCAACUAACAACAAUGCAGAAAUUAAGGCUGUAAUUGUAGCUGCUAGACAAGCAAGAAAGGCAGGUAUUAAAAAUUUGAAGAUUAAUACAGAUUCCCAAUUUCUUAUCAACUGCAUAAAGUAUUGGAUACAUAGCUGGAAAAAAAAGGGAUGGGUUACUUCAAAUAACACACCUGUUAUAAAUAAGAAUGAACUAAUAGAAAUGGAAGAAGCUUUAAAACCUCUAAACGUGGUUUGGAAUCAUGUCAAUGGUCAUGUUGGAAUUUAUGGUAAUGAAAUGGCUGAUAAAUUAGCUCGGGCAGGAAGUUCAAAAUAUAUCUAACAUUCAUAUGUAAUAUUCACAAAAUAGUCAUUAAAUAUAUGUGUUUUUAAUCAAUAACUUAAAUAUUUACAGUAUGUUUACAAUUAAAUUACACUGUGUAUUCUUGUAUGCAUUUUAAGAUACCUUAGAUUAUAUAGAAAAUAUUUGAUUUUAAUGAAAAAUAAUGUAAAAUUUUUUGUUAGAUUAAUGUAAAAAUUGAGAUGUUUGCAACAUAUUUAUAACACAUUUUAUAAAUAAUAAUCGAUUAUAUAAAAAUAUGUAUUGAUUGUAGUAAAUUGUGUUAAAUUAUA